AGGCGCAACAGUCGAUUUAAGUGAAGAACCACAAAAGUAUAAAGGCAUCGAAACAUUAAUCCCCAAGAACUUGAAAGAUCAAUUGGAUACCAUAGUGAUUACACAUUUUCCUAAUGUUAAGUUGAUUGCAGCUGAAAAGAUUCUUGAAAUAUUGCUUGGAUCAAGUAGAGGAGGGUAUGUGUGGUCAAAUUUGAAUUAUGAUUACAUCGACAACAGAUUAUUGUUUGUGAAAUUUGAUAGAGUAGAAGAUGUUAAAUGGUUUGUAACCAAGUAUGAAAAGGAUGUUGGUUCAUUAUUGAUCAAUGAGUCAAUUAAAAUAGUUCACCAUCAUGAAUUAUCAAAUCAAGACAUAGAAACUACGGAAUCUACUGAUGAUAUAGAUGAGGAAGAUAUUAGAGUCACAUUAAAUUCAUUACUUUUGAAUGUAAAAAACUAUGAGAAGGUUUCCAAAAAGACAGGUACUGAAUGAAUUAAUAGAUGUGCCUAGUAACAUGAGAGAGGGGAUAGUCAAGGAUAUUAUAAAAUUUAGAUCUGAAGUAUUAAACAUAGAGAGAGAAAUGCGUAAGAAAGAAAUUGAAAAUGAAAGAAAGGGAACUAAAGAAAGGUUGAAGAAAAUUUAUGAAGGCAUUAAGGAAACCAAUGAAGAAACUGUAGUAAAGUCAUCCAAAGACACACCAGAAGUGAUAGCAAGAAUUGUUGAAUUCCCUGAAUUAAAUGAUAAGGAAUAUGAUGCAUUCUUAAAAACUGAAGAUGAAGAAAGCUUGGAAAAGAAUUAUAUUUUGAAAUUGGCACAAAUGCAAGCUACAGAAUCAAUUGAAAGAUUACAGUUGGAAAGCACGUUGCAAAAGUUAAAAUCUUAUGAGCAAGAUUUGAUAAAUAACAAAGAAAGAUAUUUUAAAGAAAUUCAGAAAGCUUCUGAGUUUGAUCCAACAGUUGAGGUUUUGAAUCGCCAAAAAAUGUCACAUUUCACUUCUAUACUUAAGUUUUAUGCUGAUGAUUACGCAGGAUAUAUGUCAGAAAGAAGCGAAAAGCGCUUAGCUGAAGAGCUUGCUGAUAAAGAAAUUGAAAAAAAUGAAUCAGAGUUGAAUAAAGAUGAAGCAGCUCCAUCUGUAAAGAAGAUCAAGGUUGAGGCUCAAGUUGACACUGAAGUUGUAGAUGAAUCAAUUGAUGACAACGUGUUUGUCAUUGCAAAAUUACUGCAAGAAGAUACUGAAAAGAUUAAUGAAAAGAUUAAGAGUUUGGUAGAGGAAUAUUUGGGAGAGGUGGAUGAUACUUUGGUCAACACAAUCAGCAAGAAUAUUACCAAGAACAACCUAGAAGCUAAGGAAGAUUUGGUUAAAGACUUAUCAGAAGUCUUAGAAGAAGAUGCUGAGAGCUUAACUAAUGAUUUAUGGGAAUUCAUUGAAGCUGAAUUCAAAAAGUAAAUAAUUCUACAAUAAAUAAUAUUAAUGAAAUAAAACUUUAAUGAAUAUAAAAUGUAAAUAUUGUAAAAUAACAAAAUUAAGCGACAAUUUAUAAAGUAGAUUAAUACCAAUUAUAAAUAUAUCAAGAAAACUGAAAAAAAAUGGGAAAAUAAUAAUAAAGGAAAAAGAAGAUAAUAUAAUUUUUUUUGGGUUCUAAAGAAAUCUUUCUCUCUAUUCAAAAAUUAAAAAAUGAAACUCACAAUUGUCGAAUAUGUAAGUAUGGAUGGGUGUUCAACUAUAUCAAUCAAUAAAAAAACUUAUAAUACA
This is a messenger RNA of Scheffersomyces coipomensis, 1730 nucleotides long. RefSeq lists its product as uncharacterized. The transcript is spliced from 2 exons. Bases 435 to 1424 code for a protein of 329 amino acids. The record is from RefSeq and is a predicted model, not a curated record. Gene Ontology annotation, biological process: mRNA processing. NCBI's taxonomy places the organism in Eukaryota, Fungi, Ascomycota, Pichiomycetes, Serinales, Debaryomycetaceae.